AUGGCAGACCAAGAGAACACUGAGGAGCUAGCAGCUCCUGCUGCUGAGGAGAGCACAGCCACUGUCAUGGCCACUGAGGCCGAGCAGACAGACACAUGGAGGAUAGAGGUGGUGUCUGUGACUGAUGACGACCUUCCGACGGUCGAUACCCCGACCACAUUGAAUGUCAGUCCCCUCGACAGCCCCAAUGACACCCCUCUACCCGACACUGCCAAACCUGAACCCACCACUGAGCCCAAAGCCCCGCCCCCUGCCCCACCAAGUCCAGCCAUGCCAAUCACUAAGGUCCAGCCUUUCAUGAAUGAGGAGAAGACAUGGUGUGGCCGGUUGGUGGCUCGCAGGAUGGAGCUGCUGAUCGGAGCAUCGGUCCUCAUGGUGGUUUUUCUCACGCUGGGCAUUGGGCUGGGAGUGGGUCUUAGCUGUGUGGGUAAGUUCCGCUGUGGUACGUCUUCUCACUGCAUCAGUGGCUCAGCGCAGUGUGACGGGGUGAUGGACUGUGAGAAUGGGGAGGACGAGCUUAGCUGUGUGCGUUUGAGUGGAAAGAGUUCAGUGCUCCAGGUGCUGAGUGGAGGUGUGUGGAGGACUGUCUGCUCUGAAGACUGGAACUCUGCUCUGGGCCUUUCUGCCUGCAAGCAGCUGGGCUACUCCAGGUAUGUGGAGUCCCGCUCCCUCCUCCUCUCUGCUAUAGAGCAGGACUUCCAGCAAAACCUGGUGUCAAUCAACCUGAGCCAGUCGGGCCAACAGGCCAUCAAGAUUCACAACGCCACCAGCCUCAGUAAGACUCAAUGCAGCUCAGGGACAGUGACCACAAUCAAAUGCCUGGAGUGCGGCUCCAGACCCCAGUUCAGCAGUCGUAUUGUUGGGGGUAAUGUAUCAGCACUGGGCCAGUUCCCCUGGCAGGUGAGCCUACACUUCCAGAGUGAACACUUGUGUGGAGGCUCUGUCGUAGCAGACAGCUGGAUACUGACAGCUGCACACUGCGUGUAUGGGUUUGCGUUCCCCUCACUGUGGGCAGUGCAUGUAGGGUUGACAGAGCAGCCGGUGAAUGGGGCUCAGGCUCUGGCAGUACAGAAGAUUAUUUACCAUGGCCGCUACCGGCCCAAAGCUCUAGACUAUGACAUCGCUCUGAUGAAGCUGGCUGAGCCACUCACCUUUAACGGUCUAGUGGAGCCCAUCUGCCUACCUAACUUUGGGGAGGACUUUGAGGAUGGGACCAUGUGUUGGAUCUCAGGCUGGGGGGCCACUUCAGAUGGGGGUGAUGCUAGUGAUUCGUUGCUCUCUGCCCGGGUCCCACUCAUCUCCUCUAAGGCGUGCAGCACGCCAGGCGUCUACCAGGGCUACAUCUCCCCCGGGAUGAUCUGUGCAGGAUACCUGGAGGGAGGAACAGACUCCUGCCAGGGAGACAGCGGGGGACCUCUGGCAUGUGAGGACUCAGUGUGGAAAUUGGUGGGGGCCACUAGCUGGGGCCAGGGCUGUGCUGAUAGGAACAAGCCUGGGGUCUACACCCGCGUCACCCAGUCCCUGAAGUGGAUCCACCAACAGAUGGAGAAAGAAGAGGAGCUGAACCCCUCGGAAGUUGGCUUGGCAGGCGCCCAUCUCACGUCAGGCCUCAGCUGGAUCGCCUGGGUUGUACGCCAGCUGGCUUGCCAGGCGUCAACGCUUCAGCCGGCUAAUCAGGCUCCCAUGGUUCAGCGGGAUCCUCAGGCUGUCACGUCUCAACCGGGUCGCCUCAGCCUGUUCGCCAGGCUCCCACGCCUCCCACGCCGGUUCAUCUGGCUUAUACGCCCCCAACUGGCCGAUUAG
Oncorhynchus tshawytscha (Chinook salmon) is the source of this 1803-nucleotide messenger RNA. RefSeq names its product transmembrane serine protease 3a (gene tmprss3a). Gene Ontology annotation, biological process: proteolysis. The transcript is spliced from 14 exons. Gene Ontology annotation, cellular component: membrane. NCBI's taxonomy places the organism in Eukaryota, Metazoa, Chordata, Actinopteri, Salmoniformes, Salmonidae. Bases 1 to 1803 code for a protein of 600 amino acids. The record is from RefSeq and is a predicted model, not a curated record. Gene Ontology annotation, molecular function: serine-type endopeptidase activity; protein binding.